Messenger RNA from Schistocerca serialis cubense, 2609 nucleotides. Its product is annotated as calcium-activated chloride channel regulator 1-like. The record is from RefSeq and is a predicted model, not a curated record. The coding region runs from base 115 to 2016 and encodes 633 amino acids. NCBI's taxonomy places the organism in Eukaryota, Metazoa, Arthropoda, Insecta, Orthoptera, Acrididae. The transcript has 12 exons.
GGUCAUACCUGUUUCUGUUUUGUGCUCAAUGGCGGCUGCUUUUGUUUUGAGAAUAGAAUCUACAAACUGAAGCAUGCUCUUCGUCAUUGGAUUCAUUCUAUCCCCGAAGACUUGAUGAUUGGAUUAGCACAAUUCAAUGAUUUUGCCCAUCCACUGAUAAACGUAUCUUCUGUCAGUGAAAGAUUAAAGGCAAAAUUUCUGGAUGCCAUUCCCAUCAUAGCUGAAGGAGGGUGCUGCAUUGGCUGUGCAGUGAAAUGUGCUAUCCAGAUGUUAGGAGCUGAUGAAAAAGGCAGUACUGUUAUUCUUAUUACUGAUGGAAGGAACACUGUCCCAGGAGAAGAUGUGAAAGAUGUUUUAAGUCUAGUUUCCAGCACAAAGAUUAAGAUUAACACUAUAUCACUGGGUGAUGCAGCAGAUGAUCUGGAGCACUUAGCUUGGACAACAGGAGGAAGAACUUAUUCUGUGCAAGAUCAGCAGGGGCUACUGAUGCUAACUGGUGCACUUUUUGAUUCAUUAAAUGGUGUUCUUGGGAAAACUUUACAAAUUGCGAAUGUAUUUGAGGCAGAAAUCUCUAAUAAGGACAAAAAAAUUCACAAUGAUUUUGUUAUUGACUCUGCUUUACCUAUACCAACAUUGAGUAUUUACUAUGGACCAGAGCAGGGCCUUGAUGAACUGGUACUGAAUUCUUCUGAGUCAUAUAUGAUGACCAAGGACUUUGAAGAAUGGGAUAAAAGUAAUAGAUAUUUGGCACAAACUCUUCAAGAGGGUUUGUGGACAAUCAGUCUCACAUACAAUUCCAUAAACAAGUAUGCUGCAGUGUUUGUCAGCAGUGGUUUACUGACUUCUGAACUGAAGACUAAUGCCAAGAUACAUAUGAUGUGCUGGCAUAAUGCAGAGGCAGGUCCUGUAAAUACUAACCUUAAACCUGUAGCAGUUUAUGCUACUGUAUCUAAUGAAGAUCAUCAUUUUGUAUUUGACUUGAACAUAAGUGCUAUUCUUUAUGCACCAGAUGGAACUAUGACAAAAAUAGACCUUUGGGAUAAUGGUUCUGGAGCAGAUGAGGUGAAAAAUGAUGGUACUUACAGUCGUUUUCUGGCAAUUAUCUCCAUGACUGGGAGGUACACUCUGAAAUUCGAAGCAAUUGGGAUGUACAGGACAACAGUUGAAGGAUCUGAAAAAAUGUCUUCUGAGGUUAAGCCAUUCUCCAGGAUCUGCAAAACUAACUCUUUUAAGGUAAUAUCUGCUGCAAGCAUUUAUCCUCCCUCAUGCAUAAAUGACUUGAAGAUUGUGGAAAGCAAUAAAACAUUUGUUAACAUUUGCUGGACGGCUCCUGGGAAACACUUGGACUGGGGAAAAGUUGACAAAUACAUGAUUAAAUAUAUAAGGAUGGAGUCAUGUCCUCAUAUGUUUCAAACCAAUUUGUCAGUGUGGACUGCAGAAGUUGUUGCACCAGUUUUGACACAUCCUUCUGGAAAACCUGAAUGCCUUGCUUUAAAUUAUACACCCUAUCUUUCCUUCAAUACUUGUCUCUGUCUUUCUAUGUAUGCCAAAGUUGAGGAGGGUUUGUCAGGUCCACUGUCAAAUGUUGUUCAAAUAUAUUGCCCAACAAUAAAUGACACUAAAGAAAACUCAUCAGUGGAAGAGACACCAUUCUUCCAAACUAGUGAUACAUGUUGUACAGAGGAAAGCACUGUUACUACUAUCAGUGAUAUGCCCCGUAGCACCAUUAUUUCAGAAACUAUCAAUGACCAAACAUUGUGGCCAAAUAAAUCAAGAAAUCAGACUGGAAUCGAAACUCAGGAAACAAGUAACUUUCCCUUUGUACCCUUAAUAACUGUGCUUGUGAUUUUGUUGAUUAUUAUAGGUGGACUUUUAAUAUUGAGGAAAUGGAACAAACUAAGAAAUGUCUGUGUCUCUCAUUCUUACAAUGUAUAUCAUGCUAAGUAUAAGCAAAGGAAGUCCCAUCUUGUAACAUAUACAUCAGUUGAGUCUGUUUCGCCUGAAGCAAUAGAUUAGUAAAAUAUCUGAAUUGUACUACUACAAAAAUAAACAAAAGUAAAUAAAGACUUUUUUUGUUCUCAAUCCUCUAGAGAUUUUACUAUGAAUGACUGUUUCUUAUAAAUUGUAAUGGUAUGUGUAUGGUACAGUAUUGAAAGCAAUUAACUACAUACCUAGAAUAAUAAAACAGUUCUUUAUUCCAAUGAAUUUUAGCACUGUCAUUAAAUUUAACUCUGUAAUGACUGGGACAAUGAAUUUAAAUAGAAUAGGAUUAAGAACCUAUUUUUAGAAGUAAAUGAGAAUCAUUUCUUAAGUAUUGCUAUUCUCUUGAAGUAAUGUCAUAAAUUACAUUGUCCUCAGAAGCUUUUAUUAAUUAUGGAAUGAAUAUUAAUCAUGUACAAACAAUAAAAAAUCGUAUAACUUAUAUUGGCUUACAUUAACAAUAUUAUAAAAAGGAUAGAUUCUGUUCUUCAUAUAGAGGGGAUGAGCUUUUGGCCAAAAGAGCUUCUUCUGAAGUAGGAGAGACACAUCCACACAAGUUUGACUUACACACGCAUGACCACUGUUUCUGACCACUGGAGCCAUACUAGGUUGGGACUAAACCUGAUUGU